This is a messenger RNA of Cryptotermes secundus, 779 nucleotides long. RefSeq names its product D site-binding protein. Gene Ontology annotation, cellular component: nucleus. The record is from RefSeq and is a predicted model, not a curated record. The transcript has 3 exons. NCBI's taxonomy places the organism in Eukaryota, Metazoa, Arthropoda, Insecta, Blattodea, Kalotermitidae. Bases 48 to 446 code for a protein of 132 amino acids. Gene Ontology annotation, molecular function: RNA polymerase II cis-regulatory region sequence-specific DNA binding; DNA-binding transcription factor activity, RNA polymerase II-specific. Gene Ontology annotation, biological process: regulation of transcription by RNA polymerase II.
UUACCUUGGCAGCGCCGCCUCCGGCGGCGGCAGCAGCAGCAGCGUUCAUGGCAUCACCCAGCAUCCUGGGUGCUUUCCAACCGUACUCGCCUUUCCUGCCCAUGAUGGCGGACUCAAAAACACAUCCCAUGCUGACACGAGCCCUGACCGGAGUCGGUACAUGUGCCAAUCCAAAGAGACCGCGCGGGGAGAAGAAGCCAAUCCCAGAGGACCAGAAGGAUGAGAAGUAUUAUGAGAGGCGGAAGAGGAACAACCAGGCAGCAAAAAAAUCGAGAGACGCGAGGAAGAUGAGGGAGGACCAGAUCGCUCUGCGGGCCACGAUGCUGGAGCACGAGAACGCCCUGCUACGAGCACAGGUUAUAACGCUGAAGGAGGAGAUCCAGUCACUCAGGCACAUGCUACUGCAGACCAAGACAGAGGAAAUGGCUCAACAGCGACCCACGUGAUCACCUGUGCUCGUCGAAAUUUCAGUGUUAUUGUAUAGAUCGAUGUGCAGUUCGUGAGAAUCUGAAUGGCUGUGAUUAACUUGUACAUAAUCAAUUGAAGAGUGUGAUGUUAAUUACUUCUCCUUAAAUUUAUAUCAGAAGAUGGUGUAUAAAUGUUGUAGAUGAGGCUGACGAGUGGUUGGGCAGGUUGACUACAUGGAAUAUACGUCCUAUAUUAUAUUCCUCACUUCUUUCACCGUCAAUUUUCUGUUUAAAAUAUUAGACGUGUAUUUAAUUAAAAUACAGCCGUGGGAUUUUACGAGUUAUUUAUACAGGAAUGGUACCUAAAUUGGA